AUGACGGAAUACUGGAAAUCCUCCCCAAACUACUGGUGCAAGCACUGCGCCACGUUCGUCCGGGACAGCAAGCUCGAGCGAACAAACCACGAAGCCACGGCGAAGCACCAGAACGCCAUCAAACGCUCCCUGCGCGACCUGCACCGCACCCAUGAGCGCGAGGAGCGGGAAAGAGAGCGAGCGCGGCGCGAGAUCCAGCGCUUGAACGGGGUCGUCCCGGCCUCCCCCGCCGCGGACACGUCGCACCACCGAGGCGGCGGCAGCAGCGCCGAGCCCGAGGUGCACAAGCAGCGCGAACAGCUGGCGCAGCUGGGCGUCUCGAUACCCAGCGCGUUCCGGGCGGACAUGGCCAUGCCCGGCGAAUGGGUCGUCACGAGCUCGCGCGUGGUCGGGCCGGAGGACGGCGCGGAGGCGGGCCAGGAGAAGGCGGCCACGGGGGUCAGGAAGCGACGGGAGACGGAGGAGGCGCGGGCGGAGCGGGACGCCGUGCAGGGGCUGUUCAAGAGGUCGCGCAAGUGGGGGCGGGAGAGCAAGGCGUUGCGCGAAGGAGGCGAGGACGAGGAGCUGGACGCGCUGCUGAGCGGGGCGGUGACGCUGAAGAAGACGGGCGCGAAGGGCGAGGACGAAGAGGAGGUGCGUUUGGGUGACGGGGAGGGUCUGGUGAAGGAAGAAGCGCGGGACGAGUGCGGCGGCGUGGAAGCGGCGGCGGCGGCGGAGCGGUCAAGCGGCGGAAGCAAGGUGGAGGACGGGGCCGAGGCCGAGGCCAAGGUCAAGGUCAAGGUGGAGGAGGGCGAAGCCGGCGCAGGGCCGGUGGUGUUCAAGAAGAGGAAGCCGAAGAGCCUGCGGACGAGAUAG
Messenger RNA from Ustilaginoidea virens, 855 nucleotides. RefSeq lists its product as uncharacterized. The coding region runs from base 1 to 855 and encodes 284 amino acids. Gene Ontology annotation, biological process: mRNA splicing, via spliceosome. The record is from RefSeq and is a predicted model, not a curated record. Gene Ontology annotation, molecular function: zinc ion binding; RNA binding. The transcript has a single exon. Gene Ontology annotation, cellular component: precatalytic spliceosome. Lineage: Eukaryota; Fungi; Ascomycota; Sordariomycetes; Hypocreales; Clavicipitaceae.